GGGUGCAUUCGGAAGGUGUAUCAUAUUUCGAAGAUCGCAACACGCGGUUUUCACACGUUCGCAAAUUGGUCAGUUCACACCUGGAAAAUCAACCAAGGGAAAAACAACAACCGACCAAGCUUUUCAAUUGGAAUAAAUUGCCAUUAAUGCCACUGCCUUCACCAUCUACGGAAAACUUCAUCGAAUACCACCAUGAAACCACAACUUCAUUUCCAGUCACCACAGUGCGAGCAACGGUUCCAGAAUUACAAUACUCAACGGCUACCAAAGUAGAAGUGAUACCACAUACUAAUGGCACUGACGAUGCUUCUCCAAAACCGAAACGUAAGGGAAAACCAGGAAAUCAGAAAGGCAAUAAGAAAAAAGAAGGCAAGAGAAAGCUUCAGAAAUCUGGUGGAAAAAGCAAUGAAAAGGAAUUAAGUGCUGAAGCUUCUGAAAGAAGACUUAAAAGAACUCGUUUACGUCAAGAAAGACUUGAAAGGUUGGAGAAGAAAAGGCAGAAAAGAUUAGAAUUAGCUUUGAAGCGCAAGAACAGAAAGAAGAAAUUUAAGACUACAACUUGGUCGUCUGAUGAUUUGGUAACGCCAGCAUCUAUCACUGAAGAACCGUUAAUUCAACACAUAGCCAGUAGUACCCAAACCGUUGACUAUAGUCCUACACCUGAAGUAGAAGCAUCUUCAACUGCCCACCCAAAUCAUCUUCCAAAUUCCGAUAUUCAGGAAAGUACACCGGGUCACAAACCAUCACAUAAGUUAAAGAAAAAACAUCACAAUAAUUCUCUCAACGGAAAUUCCAAUACUGUUCGACAAGAAAAUCCAGUUCGCGAUCAACGAAUGAAAGAUGGAUCAGGUUUUAUUGUAAAUGCUUUUGUAGAUGAUGUUGUUAGUGGUAAAUUGCAAGCAACAACUACUGAAAGAGCACCGGUCACAGAAAACUAUUCAUCUCAAACGACAAUGAGCAAUAAAAUCACCAAGGAUGAGGUUUGGUUCGGGGAUCUAUCUUGUUUGAGUCCGUUUGUUCUGGCACCAGAAUCUAUUGGAGCACAUAUAACUUAUAGAAGGAAAGAGUUUUACAAAUUUGUGUAUAUGGUGGCAGAAUACAAAUGCAAACCAGGUUUACGUCUUUCAACGUCCCAUCCUUGGAUGAUAUGCCGAAACAAGAAAUGGCUAGGAACAGUUCCUGGAUGUGUUGAGAUUGAGGAUCCAUCUGAAUUAGGAAACGAUUUGAAUGUCGGUUUCAAGAAACCUCCUUGUUAUGGUGGUCGUGGCAAUUGUGAUCAUUUGUGUGCUGUUUACAAUCGUACUGAAGAAGUUUGCAGCUGCUAUAAAGGAUUUCGGUUAGAAGGAAAUGUAUGCCGAGAUAUAAAUGAAUGUGCUUCAAACAACGGUGGGUGUGAGAAUGAUUGCAUCAACACGAUUGGAUCAUUUUCGUGUACCUGCCCUCCAGGACUAAGAUUGGGAGAUGAUAAGAAAAAUUGCAUCGAUAUCAAUGAAUGUCUAUUAAACAACGGCCAUGGUCCCUGUCAAGAUGGUUGCGAAAAUAGUUGGGGCAGUUACACCUGCAGUUGUGGCCAAAGAGAUGGUUUGCGAGGCACCAGGCUCGGCCCGGAUGGCCAUAGUUGUUUAGCAGGCGAAGAUGAUUGCUUGUCUGGUGCUGCAGGUUGUUCACACGAUUGUAUUAAUUUACCUCUAGGACGGGGUGCUUUUUGCACUUGUCCUGAGGGGUGGACUCUUCAAGAUGAUUGGAAAACAUGCAAAGAUGUGGACGAAUGCGCUGAUCCUGAUCUCCAAUCACCCGAAAGAAAGUGUGAUCCUGGAACUUGUGAAAAUUUAGAAGGCAAUUAUAGAUGCUUGGAAAUUUCUGUGAUCAAUGAUCAACCAGCAGAAUUAAAAACAAUCAUUUGUCAAGAUGGCAUGAAGCCUGAUGAUACCGGUCUGAAAUGCGUCGAUAUUGACGAGUGUCUAGAAGAUAAUGGAGGAUGUUCCCAACGUUGCAUCAACACAGAAGGUAGUUUUAGAUGUGCUUGUCAACCAGGCUAUGUUUUUGGACCUGAUGGCGUAAAAUGCGUUGUGAGCGCUAUCGAUAUUGCCUGUCCGGCUUUGUAUCCACCCAAACAUGGGUUCUUGGAAUGUAGAAGGCCAAGUGCAAAUCCUGUUCUGCACAACACUGAAGGUAAAAAAGGUCGUUUCAUUCGCACCCGGUCCGGAAGGCGCAGGGUGACGAACAUGCCGGGUACUCAGUGCCAUGUCCGGUGUCGGAAAGCUUUCCGGUUAGAAGGCACAUAUCAGCAGGUUUGCCAACAUGAUGGCAAAUGGGCUGGAGACGAUAAGGGAGAAUGCAUUCGUUCAGAAACUUACUCUUCCUUAGAAUUGAAUAUCUAAAUACAUGCACCUUCUACCAAGCACAUAUUUAAAGCUAACUUACCUAUCAUUUUUCAUAAAAUAAUUUAAUUGUAUUUAUAUAUUUCUAGUUAUGUCAUUUA
Messenger RNA from Ctenocephalides felis (cat flea), 2482 nucleotides. RefSeq lists its product as uncharacterized. The record is from RefSeq and is a predicted model, not a curated record. Gene Ontology annotation, molecular function: calcium ion binding. Lineage: Eukaryota; Metazoa; Arthropoda; Insecta; Siphonaptera; Pulicidae.